Molecule: messenger RNA, 658 nt
Organism: Mytilinidion resinicola
Lineage: Eukaryota; Fungi; Ascomycota; Dothideomycetes; Mytilinidiales; Mytilinidiaceae
Exons: 3
Coding region: 1-609 (202 amino acids)
Source: RefSeq, a predicted model, not a curated record
AUGGACAUGGCUAAGCUACGGGAAGGCAAGAAAGAUGGAUGGUCUCCGACGCAGAAUCCGCAUGAAUUUGGAAAGAUUGCAGACGACGAACUCCAAUGCUUUAUGCGGAUGAGAAAAAUAUGUUAUGCCUUAACGCACGAAAAGACUAUCUUCGCAGAGGUUCUGAGUGGAGGCUUUGGGGACAGGCUCGUGAGGCAGUUUGUCAACGUGCCCAUCGAAUGGCGUGGUAAGAAAGGCAACAAUCGUCAAGGCAACGACGGAAAAGCAGAGAAAUCGAUCAAGCGAGCAGAAAAAUGCAUAGAGCAAAAGCACGCGACGGAAGCCGCGAAGAACCUUGCAGCGACAGCAGGUCAGGAGGCCAAUACCGUUAACGCCGAUGUCACGUCUACGGCGAAGAAGGCCAGCAAUGCAAGCAACGCACGCGCAUCGAAGAAGCUUGAGCUGCUGAUGAAUGGUGUAGUUAGAGAGGCAUUCGUUCUUGGGAUUAUGAUUCUGGACCUCUAUAUCGGACUUCUGGUCGACGAAGAGGAGGAGGAUGAAGAGCAAAACAUUCGACGCAUCCCCCAGCGCCCGAUUUACCGCCUGAUUCAAGCUUUCCCGGCUAAUUAGUUCAGCAGGAUCCGCAGACACAGCCGCUGUUAGCUCGCCUUCCUCUAGG